Messenger RNA from Xyrauchen texanus (razorback sucker), 4568 nucleotides. RefSeq names its product stAR-related lipid transfer protein 7, mitochondrial-like. The record is from RefSeq and is a predicted model, not a curated record. The transcript is spliced from 8 exons. Bases 600 to 1814 code for a protein of 404 amino acids. NCBI's taxonomy places the organism in Eukaryota, Metazoa, Chordata, Actinopteri, Cypriniformes, Catostomidae. Gene Ontology annotation, molecular function: lipid binding.
CGGGCGUGUUCGUCACGCAACUCACACUCCACUGAAGAGGCGUGAGGACAUGAGGCUAACGCAUGACGAUAAAAAAGUAAGAUUAACUUAAGGACAGAAAUACGGUAAUAAAUCUAUCCGUUGGGAAAUACUAAAAGUAUGACGCACUGUUCAAGAUAUCAGAGUUAUUUUAGUUGAUUUAUUUACAGUUCGCGCGAGGUUGCUUGUCUGCGUUGCUCACUGCGUGGCUAGCUAGAUCUGUUAUUGCACUUGCUCGUAAAUGUCAAAUUAUCUGUUUAUCCAGUAAAAGAUUAUUAUAGUUGAUCAUAAUAUGCAAUGAAAAUACCAAAACGUUAUUAGAACUUGUUUACUCUCGUGCAUUUCAUCUUUCCAUUAAAACAUACAAAACAGUCGCUAACUAUAUUGCAAGAUAAAAGCUCGUGCAUGUCAGUUUGACAUUGGGUUGCACUUGUUAUCUGAGUACUACUACCACAUGGGAACUCGUUUGUAUAGUAAAGCGUUGCUAUUUAGCUAAUUCGAGGGGUUUAAAACUAUAAGCAGCACUUCCGAACGUCAAAUCUAGAUAUCAGAUUGCGCAAUAGUUGGUUCUAGAAAUAAAGAUGUUCUCCUCCGUCCAGCAUCGCCAUGUUUGCAGCAUAGGUGCCAGAGCUGUUCGCCUGCAAAACUUCAGCACUUAUAAACAAAGUAAUGUCACUGGUAAAAUUAACAACAAAUCGUGGACUUUCUCUUGGAUGGGGCAGCGAGUGGGCCUGCUGCUGUCAUGGCUCCAGAAAGCAGGAAAAGAAACAAACAAACUAGCUUCUGACAAGAAGAAGGAGGGACUGCUGUCUAUAUUUGCCAACCACUGUAGUUUUGUGACCGGUCAGAGGUUGAGAAGGGCUUUUCAGAUUGGGGAGUUGUAUUCAAACCUGUACUCCGAGAGAACCAGGUGGACACUCGUAGGCAGCAUAUGGCGGCGGCUGCAGAGCAAACAUGCCCCCACUGGAAAACUCAUAGCGGCACUGGCUGGAGUCUUCAUGUGGGAGGAUGAGAAGAUCCAAGAUGAUGAGCUGAGGAGGUGUGCAUGGGAGCUGCAAGCAUUGGAAGCUGUGAGAAACCAUAAUGGAACCUCAAAAACAGCUGUGGUUGUGGAUCCAGUAUGGGAGAUGGUCAUGGAAAAGAAAAACUUCAGAGUGUGGAGGAGACCAAUCCAGGGUAGCCAUCUGUUUGAGUACAGAGUGUUUGGUUCAUACACAGAUGUCACCCCCCGGCAAUUCUUCAACGUUCAGUUGGACACGGAGUACAGGAAGAAGUGGGAUGCGCUGGUUAUCAAAUUGGAAGUAGUGGACAGGGAUGCCAACACGGGCACCGAGAUCAUACAUUGGGCAACACAUUUUCCAUAUCCUAUGUACUCCAGAGACUACGUCUACGUGCGCCGUUAUCACGUUGAUAUGGAGAACAACUUGAUGAUCUUAGUCUCCAGAGCUGUUAAACACCCCAGUAUCCCAGAGACCCAGGAAUAUGUCAGAGUUCAUUCCUACCAGUCUAAGAUGGUCAUCCGCCCACAUUUAUCAUUUGAUGAGAAUGGCUUUGACUACCUGCUGACUUACAGUGAUGACCCUCAGACAGCCUUUCCUCGCUACUGCGUCAGCUGGAUGGUAUCGAGUGGCAUGCCAGACUUCCUGGAGAAGCUUCACACAGCUGCUCUCAGAGCUAAAAACAUGGACGUAGGUGUUCAGGACUACGUCAGCAUCGUCAAACCUACCCAGUCAACCCAAGAACGGCUAGGAGAUGACAACACUCACACCAGAGGCCCAAGUCAGAUUUACGCCUGAGCGUGUGGCCACAAGGAAUACUGGAGUGCUUGAAGUAAUGUGUUAACAUGAACCUAAUCCAUGUGUGCAUUGACAGAGACCACAAAUACAUUUUUAACUAUUAUCUCCCUAAAACAAUUAAUGGACUGUGCUGGAUAUCUCAGCUGUUUGUUGUGAUGACUCCAAAAUAAUUUUUGACCAUUUGAUCACGCCUGCAUUAAAUGUCAUACUGAGUGUUUACAGUUGUGCUGUUUAGUUGCUUCCGCUCUCUGUGGGGUUCAUCUAAGUCAAACAGCUGAGAUGAGAUGAAGUUACACUGAUAACAGUUGAUGCUCCUUACAAAGCAGUAUUUUGCUCCACAUUUCUUUAUCAUCAGAAUCAAGCAUGAUAUUGAGCUACUAAAUAAACCGAGACGUUAGGAAAAAACAUUAACCGGCCCCUCCAGCUUGAAUUUCAGGAAGUUGCUUGUGUACAAAGCCAUGUUUUUUUUUCGUUGUGGUUCUCCUUUGUGACAUUCUGCCCUCGGCAGCACCAGACUUGAUCACUGUUGCCCUCAUUUGCGUUGCAUUAUGUGUGUGAAUGUUCACUGACAGUAAAACCCAAACAGCCUUCACAGGAUAACUGAUACCCCCUCUGGAGACAAAAGAGAUGUGUCUUAUACCAACCACAACAUCCUCACAAAUAGGCUCGGCUUCCUGCUAUGCUGUAGAGGACUGUUUGAAAUCUCAAUAAACAACUUUUCUGCUCUGAACUCUAGCAACUGUCUGCAAAACCUUCACAUUUUGAGGGUCAGCGAUGCCAACGGACUCAACAAUGUAGUGAAUGUGAAAGGUGCAGUUUUGCCAGAAUACAAAUUCGCUUCAGGACAUUUUUUUUGUGCAAGUGCAAAAAGGUUUUUGGGGGGUUUGUGUGUCUGGGAAUCCACUGUAAUGCAUGUGUGUUUGAUCUAUGUUAUACACAUUUAUACUUUUAAAAAAAAAGUAAGAAAAAAAACUUGUUGAAUAGUGAAGUGGUUCAGUCAUACAAAUUAAUUUGCUUAUAAUGCAGAUUAUGCAUCAUUUGAAUCUUCUUUACAUUUUGACUUUUUACAUUUUGCAGACAUCAAAUUUCUUAUGCAGUUUUACUCUCCGUCCCAUUGUUUGACCCUUUUUCACACUGAUGUCUGUCAUAACACGCCAGUGAAAUUACAGUUAUGAUGACAGCAUUUUGAAUCAAGGUUUUGUAAAUCAUCUGUGGCCAUUCAAAGAUAUUAUUGUAUUAUUUUUUUCGUCGUCUUAUGUCUGCUGAAGAGCAUUUAAAAUUAAGAGUGUUGCUUUAGUCUAUUGAAUACCAAGGUCAGAUUUUUUUUUCUUGUAUAAUUAUUUUAUAACAUCCUCAUGUCCUUUGUGUAAAUGAGGUAAAUGCUUAAAAAUGCAUGACCCUUUUCUUGCAAAAUGCAGCACAGGAAAUGCAUGUAUAAUACAUAAUAUUAGAGCUGUUCAGUUUAUCAAUGAAUAUUGCAGUUGAAUAGGAAUAAGUUGGAGAGGAAUUAUGAGUUGCACUUACAAAUGGUCCCAAGUAGACUUCAAUCAGGUGACUCGAUAUGACACCGAUUGUUCAUUAUUAGGAGCCACAAUCAUGCCUGAAUUAUCCAUAUUCCCAACCAUUCACAUUUUCAAUAUCUGCUCUUUACCAAAGGCAUAGGUAAGCAUCACAUUCAUCCUUAAUGUCCUUUAUGUGAAAUCAUAUUUUACCCCCUUGUUUUCAUUAUAAUAUUCUAAUUUAUUUAAUUUGUGUGAAAAUCCCAUUGUCACUACUCCUUUGGGUUUUGUAAUGUUCAGACAUUGGCCUAAAAUUUAGUUUUUGUAUGUUCAGAAUGUAGAUAACACUGCCCUGUUUACGUCCCAAUUCCUUUAAGUAUAAGAAAAUGACAGCAAAAAUACUCUUUUGUAACAAUUUCUGUUGUUUUAUCAGUUGUUAAUGAUUUCAGUGGCAUUUAGUGUUUUUCUGAAUUUUGUUGGCUGUUUAAAAAACCAGUUGUUCACAAUGAUCAGUCAAAAGGUCUUUUUGUUAAUAAUUUCUACAAAUCUUUCAGUUUGUUAAAACAAAAAAAGGUUUUCAGAAAAGCACUUACACUGAAAGUCUAUGGGGCAUGUGCUUGUUGAGUUGCUUGAGGUGAAAUUAUUUUCUUUGGUAAUAGAGCUUAACUCGCUCUUUAACUUGGUAUAAAUGCAGUUGCAAAUACAAAUUACCAAACUUCCUGUUGCAGAAAUUGUUUCCAGUGUCAUAUUUAUCUUAGUUCUAUAUCUCCGUAAAGGGUUUUAAUAGGGGCAAUUUAAUUUUGCAUGCAUAUUAAAGAGCCAAUACAAUGUUUUCCCAUAUGCAAAAUUUAACAGUAUUAGAUUAUUCCCAGGGGUGUGACUUGACUGUUUUAUGGCAUGAGGUCAUUUAAUGCAUUCUAGUUGAUGUUCAUAUAAAUGACAUACUGAAAUCUGAGAUAUUUCCACAUAUUCAUAAGAUUACAGCUCUGUGGUGAUUGAGAGUACUCCGCUUUUGAAUUGAAAGUAUCCGAUGCCAUAACAAAACAUGACUCAGUUGAAUGCAUUCUAUAGCAUUUUUUACUUUUUCUACUAUCUAAAGUGUUCUACUAUAAUUUCAAUUGAAUUAAAGUUGGAUUAGUUUAUGAAUGAAUAAGUAGUAUGGGUAAAAUCAGGAGCAUGGCAAUUUCAUUUCUGUUCUAAUGUGAAAAUAAGCAUUGUAAUUAAUUCAUUGGUAACAAUAAAUAAUUUAAAGUAA